Molecule: messenger RNA, 1851 nt
Organism: Medicago truncatula (barrel medic)
Lineage: Eukaryota; Viridiplantae; Streptophyta; Magnoliopsida; Fabales; Fabaceae
Product: ammonium transporter 2
Exons: 4
Coding region: 91-1554 (487 amino acids)
Biological process (GO): ammonium transmembrane transport
Cellular component (GO): plasma membrane
Molecular function (GO): ammonium channel activity
Source: RefSeq, a predicted model, not a curated record
AUCUCAAACAAAUACUAGUUUUGUACAUACUGAAAAUCCUGUUAAAAUUUCAUCAAAACUUGAAGAACAAGACUUGAACAAAGAACUACCAUGGCAGCAUCACCAGCAUACCAAGCACAUCUUCCAACAUCACCAGAAUGGUUAAACAAAGGAGACAACGCAUGGCAAAUGACAGCAGCAACACUAGUUGGUUUACAAAGCAUGCCAGGACUAGUAAUUCUCUAUGCAAGCAUAGUGAAAAAGAAAUGGGCAGUGAAUUCAGCUUUCAUGGCACUAUAUGCUUUUGCAGCAGUAUUAAUCUGUUGGGUUCUUGUUGCUUAUAGAAUGGCUUUUGGUGAUGAACUUUUACCUUUCUGGGGUAAAGGUGCACCGGCUUUAGGACAAAAAUUUCUUGUUGCUAGAGCAAAAGUACCUGCAAGUACUCACUAUUACAAGAAUGGUGUUGAUAUUGAAACACCUAUGGAAGAACCUUUUUUUCCUAUGGCUUCACUUGUUUAUUUUCAGUUUACUUUUGCUGCUAUUACUAUGAUUUUGUUGGCUGGUUCUGUUCUUGGAAGAAUGAAUAUUAAAGCUUGGAUGGCUUUUGUUCCUCUUUGGCUUAUUUUUUCUUAUACUGUUGGUGCUUUUAGUCUUUGGGGUGGUGGAUUUCUUUAUCAUUGGGGUGUGAUUGAUUAUUCUGGUGGUUAUGUUAUUCAUCUUUCUUCUGGAAUUGCUGGUUUCACUGCUGCUUAUUGGGUUGGACCAAGGAUAAAGAGUGAUAGGGAAAGGUUUCCACCAAACAAUGUGUUGCUGAUGCUUGCAGGUGCUGGAUUGUUAUGGAUGGGUUGGUCAGGGUUUAAUGGUGGAGCACCAUAUGCAGCAAAUGUUGCAUCUUCAAUUGCUGUAUUGAACACAAACAUUUGUGCAGCAACUAGUCUUCUUGUGUGGACCUCUCUUGAUGUUGUUUUCUUUGGCAAACCUUCUGUGAUUGGAGCUGUUCAGGGUAUGAUGACUGGACUUGUAUGUAUCACACCAGGAGCAGGGCUUGUGCAAUCGUGGGCGGCUAUUGUGAUGGGAAUUCUAUCUGGUAGCAUUCCUUGGGUCUCCAUGAUGAUCUUGCAUAAAAAGUCGAGUCUUCUACAAAAGGUUGAUGACACUCUUGGAGUAUUUCACACACAUGCUGUGGCAGGCCUAUUGGGUGGCCUACUAACAGGACUCUUUGCAGAGCCAGCCCUAUGUAGAUUACUAUUGCCAGUGACAAAUUCAAGAGGUGCAUUCUAUGGUGGAAGUGGUGGUAUGCAAUUGCUAAAGCAAUUAGUGGCAGCAAUGUUUGUUAUUGGAUGGAACAUAGUCUCCACCACAAUCAUUCUCCUUGUUAUACAACUAUUCAUACCCUUGAGGAUGCCCGACGAGCAGCUCGAAAUCGGUGACGAUGCGGCUCACGGAGAGGAGGCUUAUGCCCUUUGGGGUGAUGGAGAAAAAUAUGAUCCAACUAGGCAUGGUUCGUUGAAUACUGGUAACACUGGAGUGUCACCUUAUGUUAAUGGUGCAAGAGGUGUGACUAUAAAUUUAUGAGUCACAACUUGCAAGUAUAGGUGUUUUGUGUAUGGAAGGUGUGAGGAGAAUUUUGAUUUUUCCCAUGGAAGAAAAGUUCUCAAGUUUUGAGAUCAAAUUGGUUGUGUGUAUUUAGUUCUUCUAGUCACCUUGAUUUUUGACAUUUUGUAGUUGAAAAUUAUUGUAAAGAAAAUAUUGAUGUAGCUAUGAAGUUAGAUUUGUCAAUUUUUUAUUGACCUGAAAGCUUCAGAAAAUUUCUUGUAGAAUUGGAACUAAAACGUCUAGUGAUUAAUUGUUACUUGUAUUUUUUGAGUUUAA